Messenger RNA from Prorocentrum cordatum, 735 nucleotides. The record is from the annotation of a GenBank genome assembly. Lineage: Eukaryota; Dinophyceae; Prorocentrales; Prorocentraceae.
GUGGGGGAGCGCGCCGAGUGUCUGCCGCUCACGCUGCGCUUGGCCACCUUGCCGACAGGGGCGCUCAAGGAGGUUCCCGGCCAUAAGCUGGCGCUGCAGAUGGUGCGCGAGGACAGGUACUGGACAGUUGCCCGCCUGGACACCGCCGAUGCUGACCCGAACGAGGAGACUGUCUCCGCCGUGGGAAUCUCGGAGGUGGUGAGCAUCGGAGCGGGCAGGGUGGCGCCCCGCAGGCAGGAGGUCGCAGUCACCGAGAUCGACGAGCUCUUCGAGGAGAUGACAUGCGCGCACGGUGACAGUGCCAAAGCUGAAGCCCAGCCGAAAGCCCCCAAGAAAUCUUUCAAGGACGACGUGGACACCGACUUCUUGGACAUGGUGGCGAAGCGCAAGUGCUGCGAUGCCGGCAGCAGUGACGAGCUCAGCGAGGGUAGCGACAGCUCCGCGUCGGCCUGGAAGGAGGUCCUGGGCGACGGCGACGGCGACGACGACAUUUUCGGCCACAAGUUCGACCUGGAGUUGGAGGACAAGGCGGCGCACGUGCCCAUGCCGCUCCCGACCGAGCUGCAUCCGCAGAAGUGCGGCCCGUUCAGCUUCUACGUGUGCAAGGAGUCCAAGUACGGCGGCUACGAGGCCAACUGCCCGUUCCACAAGAAGAACGACGUGAGCGGGUGCCGGAAGCGGAUGGCGAUCGAGGGCCCCGCAGAGGCCGACCGACAGGAGACGCUGCGCCGCUUG